GACCCCUAUAUCCCAACAGAACAACAAACUCGUGUCACAAGCAAUCCGUGACCCCUAUAGGCUAGUAAAAUAUCUACUCACUAUCACACUAUAAGUAGAAGAGAACUUCAUCACAUUUACUACACAACUUCAUCCGUCUUCUAUCUCUCUUAAAAAUCAGAUUAAAAACUAAGUUUUUUUUUUCAUUUCAAAUGGCUGGUUCAUCACAUUAUCAUUACCAUAAAAAUGAUGAAGAUGAUGCUGAAUUUGAAUCUCUAUUUGAAGAAUUAUUAGAAAUCCCCGAAAUGUUGUCCGAACCCAAAAACAGAAAAAAACGUAUUUUUAUUGAAAGACACCGGGAAGAAGGCGACAUCCAGCUAUGGAAUGAUUAUUUUUCUGAAACUCCUACAUAUCCUUCCAAUAUAUUCCGCCGACGGUUUCGAAUGAGCAAGUCAUUGUUCAUGCGGAUUGUGCAUCGCCUCUCUACGGAAGUGGAGUAUUUUGCUGCAACGGAAGAUGCAGUCGGAAGGCGUAGUCUAUCACCGCUCCAGAAAUGCACAGCAGCAAUACGUCAAUUAGCAUAUGGGGGUGGGGCUGAUACGGUGGACGAAUAUGUCCGACUUGGUGAAUCAACAGCUCGGAAUUGCUUGCACAAUUUUACUGCCGCAAUCAUCGACUUGUUUAGCGAUGAGUACCUAAGACGUCCAACACCCGACGAUCUUGAAAGGCUACUACACAAGGGAGAAGAACGUGGAUUUCCCGGGAUGAUUGGAAGUAUCGACUGUAUGCACUGGGAGUGGAAGAAUUGCCCCACCUCUUGGAAAGGUAUGUAUUCCCGAGGAACUGAUAAACCAACUAUUGUCUUGGAGGCCGUCGCUUCUUAUGACCUCUGGAUAUGGCACGCCUUUUUUGGAGCUCCAGUCAAUUACAAUGUCAACGGCAGGGAGUACGAUUUGGCCUAUUAUCUUACAGAUGGUAUUUACCCGGAAUGGGCGACAUUUAUUAAAUCUAUUAGUCUCCCACAGGGUGAAAAAGAUUCAUUAUUUGCAAAAAGACAGGAAUCUGCCCGAAAAGAUGUUGAGCGUGCCUUCGGAGUCCUGCAAGCUAGAUUCGCCGUUAUCAAAAAUCCAUCAAAGUUAUGGAGUAAAUCGAAGAUAGCAAAAAUUAUGAGAGCUUGUAUAAUACUCCAUAAUAUGAUUGUCGAAGAUGAAGAACGUACGGAUACUCGAGAUGACACAUUUCACGAUCAGGAUAUUUCUUUUUGCGUCAAGAUGCCUACUGAGCUUUUCGAUGCACUUGAUCGCCGAGCUAGAGUUCGGGAUAGACCAGUCCAUAGACAACUAAAACAUGAUUUGAUCGAACAUCUAUGGGAUAAAUUUGGAGAUGAAUAA
Messenger RNA from Brassica rapa (field mustard), 1370 nucleotides. RefSeq lists its product as uncharacterized. Lineage: Eukaryota; Viridiplantae; Streptophyta; Magnoliopsida; Brassicales; Brassicaceae. The record is from RefSeq and is a predicted model, not a curated record.